ACUUUGUUUCUUAUAUAAUACAUCAAAAGUUAUUAAGAACUUUGGUUCACUUCCUUUCAUUACAAUGAGCUCCAACGACAGAGAUCAUACAUGGCCUAACGGUAACGACCACCACUGGUUCUGGCCAGACCCUUCUCAUUACGAUCCCACCAGCAUGAUCAUGCUCGCAGCAGUCAUAUCAUCAUCAGCAGUUAUCUUCAUUAUCUUCGCUUUUUAUAUCUACGCAAGAUUCGUUCUCCAUCGCCGUAGAGAAGCUAGCUUCCGUGGCCUCCCAGUCGUACUACACCACCCUUUUCAGACGCCAAAACGUGGCCUCCACGCAACAGUCAUCGCUUCUCUCCCCUCUUUCACCGUUGGAGCCAUAAGUGACGUUGCGGCCGCUACUGAAUGUGCGGUGUGUCUUAGCGUGUUUGAGGAGCAAGACACGGCGAGAGAGUUGCCGAACUGUAGACAUGUUUUCCAUGUUGACUGUGUUGACACGUGGCUCACAACUUGCUCUACUUGUCCUGUUUGUCGGAGUGAAGUUCAGCCAAGGCUGAGACUUGAGCCUGAGCCACGAGAAGGAAUAAUUGGGGACGGUGCCUCACCAUUGACUACUCCACCGUCGUUGGAAGAAGUUAGGUUGAACUCUUCGUCGGUCUCACGACUAGACUCGUUUAGGAGAAUAUUGACUAGAGAAAGAUCUUCAAACAGGAUCAACCAUUCCUGCGUUGACCAAGAUCAUGUAGUGGAUGGAACUUGAGAGACAUUGAGUCCACAUAAACAAUACAUAUAAAUCAUACAUAAGUUUAUAUUCUACCCUACCUUUUGUACUACAAAAGUUGAGUAUAUAUAUUUUUUUGAUGUGUAGUGUGAACAAUAUUUAUCUGUAAGUCAAAAGAAUACAUAUUGAUACAAAGC
Raphanus sativus (radish) is the source of this 900-nucleotide messenger RNA. Its product is annotated as E3 ubiquitin-protein ligase ATL41-like. NCBI's taxonomy places the organism in Eukaryota, Viridiplantae, Streptophyta, Magnoliopsida, Brassicales, Brassicaceae. The transcript has a single exon. The record is from RefSeq and is a predicted model, not a curated record. Bases 65 to 742 code for a protein of 225 amino acids.